AUGAGGCGGCCUGGUGCAGCAAAUUCGGUUGCCUGGAAACAUCAAAACCGAGAGAUUCAGCUGGGUUCCAGCAACCUUAUGAGUAGUGCAUUACGUCUAAACAUGUAUCGCGAUUUCUCGAAUAUCGUAGCGAUUAAAACACGAGGCGGCCUGGUGCAAAACAUUCAGUUGCCCGGAAACAUCACAAACGAGAGAUUGAGCUGGGUUCCAGUGACGGACUAUCGCGAGAACAAACUACUGUGUUCAAAAAUGUUCCUUACGCGGAAAUUUCUGCUAAGUUUGCCCCAAAACUUUCAUCAAUCUGUAACACAUCAGGAAUACAAAGAUGAAAUCUGUUUGGUUACCUAUCAUACACUUAGUCAGUGGCAUCUAUAG
Molecule: messenger RNA, 375 nt
Organism: Opisthorchis viverrini
Lineage: Eukaryota; Metazoa; Platyhelminthes; Trematoda; Opisthorchiida; Opisthorchiidae
Exons: 3
Coding region: 1-375 (124 amino acids)
Source: RefSeq, a predicted model, not a curated record